CUUUUUCUCACUAUUAUAAAUACCCUCUUCAUGCAAGUAAGUAAGUAGAAUACCAAAGAAAUAAAAUACUUACAAACGUACCUUUUUGUUGAAUUCCCAAAAUGGUUCAUCAAAAGCGAAUCAUUGAUGAAGUUUCCGGUUGGCUUACAGUCUUUGAAGACGGUUCAGUAGACCGGACAUGGACCGGUCCACCUGAAGUCAAGUUCAUGGCCGAUCCAGUUCCACAGCAUCACCACUUCAUUGACGGCGUUGCCGUCAAAGAUGUAGUCGCCGCCGAAGAUGAAAACUCUGGUGUUCGUUGCCGUAUCUACUUACCUGAACGUAAAGAGAGUUCCGUCGAUAAACUUCCGGUCAUUCUUCACUUCCACGGCGGAGGUUUUUGCAUCAGCCAAGCUGAUUGGUUCAUGUACUAUGCUGUCUACACUCGCCUAGCGCGUGUGGCAAACGCCGUUAUUGUCUCCGUCUUCCUCCCCCUUGCUCCUGAGCACCGUCUCCCUGCUGCUUGUGAUGCCGGCUUCGCCGCCCUCCUUUGGCUUCGGGACCUUUCCAGGGAACAAGGUGACGAGCCCUGGCUUAACGAUUACGCAGAUUUCAACCGCGUAUUCCUCAUCGGAGACAGCUCCGGCGGCAACAUCGUCCACCAAGUCGCUGCCAGAGCUGGCGAAGAAAACUUAUCUCCGAUGAGACUCGCCGGCGCAAUUCCGAUCCAUCCAGGCUUUACACGGUCCCAGCGAAGCAAAUCGGAGCUAGAACAGGAACAAACCCCUUUUCUAACCUUAGAUAUGGUGGAUAAAUUUCUAGCACUAGCUUUACCGAUUGGAAGCAAUAAGGAUCACCCAAUAACUUGUCCGAUGGGUGAAGCGGCGGCGGCGGUUAAUGAGCUUAAAUUGCCGCCGUAUUUGUACUGUGUGGCGGAGAAGGAUCUGAUAAAAGACCCCGAAAUGGAGUUUUAUGAAGCAUUGAAAAAUGGGAAAAAGGAUGUUGAACUGUUUAUCAACAAUGGCGUGGGUCACAGUUUUUACCUGAACAAAAUUGCUGUUGAUAUGGACCCUGUUACUGCUUCUGCAACUGAAAAGCUUUUUGAAGCCAUUGCAGAGUUCAUCAGCAACCAUUAAUUAAAGGAGAAAUAUACUUACAUUCUGUUUGGAUGUUGUUAAACUAUCGAUUUAUAAUGUAUGAUAUUGUAUUGUAUCAUAUUGUAUUGUUUUAA
This is a messenger RNA of Solanum dulcamara, 1210 nucleotides long. RefSeq names its product probable carboxylesterase 6. Gene Ontology annotation, molecular function: hydrolase activity. Bases 102 to 1115 code for a protein of 337 amino acids. The transcript has a single exon. The record is from RefSeq and is a predicted model, not a curated record. Lineage: Eukaryota; Viridiplantae; Streptophyta; Magnoliopsida; Solanales; Solanaceae.